This is a messenger RNA of Eutrema salsugineum, 1701 nucleotides long. Its product is annotated as xyloglucan-specific galacturonosyltransferase 1. The record is from RefSeq and is a predicted model, not a curated record. Gene Ontology annotation, molecular function: glycosyltransferase activity. Lineage: Eukaryota; Viridiplantae; Streptophyta; Magnoliopsida; Brassicales; Brassicaceae.
AUGCCUAUCUCCGUCUCAAAGAGACGACCAAGGUCAUCCAAAAAGACCGAAACCGAAAAACCCGAGAAAUCACUUAAAGAUCCUCGUAUUUGGUGUGGUAACAUUUGCUCUAGAUCAAUUCUCUAUCGUGUUCCUCUCACGAUUCUCUUUCUCUUCUUGAUCUAUCUUUGGUCAACUUCCACGACCGUUAUCUCCGGUAACGUCCUUCAUAUUUGCAUCUCUUCGCGCAAGCUCAACGAUCUUUACUGUCUCACAGCCGGUUCUCAGCCCGGUUCACGUGUAGCGCUUAGCAAUUUCACUAAACCGGUUAGUGAAAAUGUGAUAAGAAGUGAAGAGGAGAAGAGUGUUGUUGUUCUUGGUAAAGAUGGAGACAAGGGUUUCGCAAAGAAUGAAACUUUCACCGGAAAAAGAGAUUCUGAAGAAGAAUCUGAUCGGUACAUCAAUUCAAAGGAUGAAGAUGAAGAGACCGCUCUGAAGGCCGUGGACAAGUAUCUUCAAAUACAAAGAUCUUGGUUAUCGAUGGGAAAGAACCACGAAAAAACUGUAUCUUGCGAAGGAAAAGGGGUUUAUGUUUACGAUUUACCAUCUAAAUUCAACAAAGAUUUGCUGGGAGAAUGCUCGGAUAUGGUUCCAUGGGCCAAUUUUUGCAGCUUCUUCAAGAAUGAUGCGUUUGGUGAAUCGAUUGAGAAUCUUGGUAAAGGCUGGUUUAAAACAAAUCAGUAUUCUCUUGAGCCGAUCUUUCACUCUAGGGUUUUGAAGCAUCCAUGUAGGGUUUAUGACGAGAACCAAGCGAAGCUCUUCUACGUGCCUUUUUAUGGCGGUAUCGAUGUUUUGAGAUGGCAUUUCAAGAACGUUUCUGAGGAUGUGAAGGAUGUUUUGGCGAUCGAGGUUGUUAAAUGGCUCGGAUCAAAAAAGUCAUGGAGGAGAAACUCCGGGAAAGAUCAUGUUUUCGUUCUUGGCAAGAUCUCUUGGGAUUUUAGGAGGAACAACAAGUUUUCUUGGGGCUCAAGUUUACUUGAGAUGCAAGAAAUGAAAAACCCUACAAAACUUCUUAUCGAACGUAAUCCAUGGGAAGUCAACGACGUCGCGAUACCUCACCCAACGUUCUUCCACCCAAAAACUGAUGAUGAGAUCUCAAGCUGGCAAAACAAGAUCAUCGUAAAACCUCGCCGGAGCCUAAUUAGCUUCGCCGGUGGAGCAAGACCCGGUAAUCCUGAUAGCAUCCGGUCAACAUUGAUUGACCAAUGCACAUCAUUUCCAAACCAAUGCCGGUUCUUGAACUGUACCGAUGGAGGCUGCGAUAAACCGGAAUCGAUUAUUGAGCUUUUCCAAGAUUCAGAGUUCUGUCUUCAGCCACCUGGAGACAGUCCAACGAGGAAGUCGGUUUUUGAUUCACUCGUAUCGGGUUGUAUUCCCUAGCCGCCGUUCGAUCACCGGACGCCACGGCACCAGGCUGAAACCCGCCGUCAUCGAUACUCGGUGUAUAUAAACAAAGAGGAUUUGAAGGCAAAGAAGGUGAAUGUGAUUGAGAAGUUGAUGUCAAAGACUCUAAGGGAAAGAGAGGAUAUGAGGAGUUACAUCGUUCAUGAGCUUUUGCCUGGUUUGGUUUAUGGAGAUUCUAAUGCUAAGUUUGAGAGGUUUCGAGAUGCUUUUGAUAUUACUAUGGAUAGUUUACUUCAUAAGAUUUCGAAAAAUUUGUAA